AUGACUGAUUGGUUUAUUCGUCAGCUUUGGUAUGAUGAUAACUUCGGUUGGACUUACAUUCCGUCAAAUGGAAACAGCGGAGGAAUUCUAACGAUCUGGGACAGUAGCAGAUUUGACAAGCUGGAUGAGAGGCUUGGCUUUAAUAACAUCACUGUCUCUCUCUCGAAUAGAAUCAAUGGGUUCCAAUGGGAACUUUCUAAUGUGUAUAGCCCUUGUGAACAUGAGCGAAGGACAGAAUUCUGGCAGGAUAUGUAUGAAGUGAGGAAUUGGCGGACAGGGCCUAUUUGCAUAACUGGUGACAUGAAUGCAGUCCGUGCAAGUGAGGAAAGAAAUCGCGGUGUUGGAGAUAGUCGUAAUACAGCAAUGUUAAACAAUUUUAUCUUGGAGUUUGAGUUGAUUGACCAACCUUUGAUAGGGGGUUCAUUCACGUGGUCUAUCAAUCAGCCAUACUUUAAGUUUGACAGGGUGUGGAUUGAGCACAAGGAUUUUGCUCAGAAUGUGAAGCUGUGGUGGGAGACUUUGACUUAUUCCGGCAGUGCAAGCACACGUUUCUUUUUGAAGUUCCGAAAUUUGAAGCAUUUAAUUAAGCCUUGGAAAAAACAGGAGUACGGUCAUAUUUGUCGAGAUAAAAAUGAACUUACAACGAGAAUUCAUGAGCUCAAUAUUUUGGAGGAAACAUUUACGCUCCUUCAUAAUGAAAUGGAGGAAAGAACUUCAUGUAAGCUGAAGUUGAGAAACAUUGAAGCAGUGGAAGCUAAAAAACGGCAUUUGAGAUCGAAACAAAAUGAUUUUAGAUGGGGAGAUUCAAAUACUAGAUACUUUCAUAGUAUGGCCAGUGCAGGAAAGAAGCGAAACACAAUUGCAAAAAUUCAGUUUGCGGAUGAUACUUUGAUUUUCAUUGAUGCGACAGUGGAGGAAGUUAGACGUAUUUUCAUCAUAUUGGCUGUUUUUGAAACCAUUACGGGAUUGAAGUUGAAUCUAGACAAGAGCACCAUGAUUAGUGUGGGAGCCGGAGGAGUGAUUGAAGAUCUUUCCAGAUAA
Messenger RNA from Papaver somniferum (opium poppy), 1041 nucleotides. RefSeq lists its product as uncharacterized. The record is from RefSeq and is a predicted model, not a curated record. NCBI's taxonomy places the organism in Eukaryota, Viridiplantae, Streptophyta, Magnoliopsida, Ranunculales, Papaveraceae. The coding region runs from base 1 to 1041 and encodes 346 amino acids. The transcript has 3 exons.